GCCGUCUCCAUGGCGGCGUUGCAGGGGCUGUGAUUCUCUUUCUUAGAAAAACUCGUCAGAGGGAGCCGAUUCUUGUGAGGGAAAAAUAGAAAUUAAGGAGAAGAGGAAAACAUAAAACAAAAGGGGUGGGCACAAUUAUUCAAGAAGCAAAGAAGGAAAGUGAGGCAGCCACUUAAGACAGGUAGCCAACAGCGACUACUCUCCUGCUGCCGCUGCAGCGCCGCUGCCGCUUCUCUGUACAAGCCUUAAAAAAUGGCAAAUUAAGCCGACUUGUUUGCCCACAAAACAAAAAGUGGCGAGGUUGCUGCUGCAGCAGCCGUGGCAGAGCGCAAACCCACGCCGUGACCUCCAUAAGCUCUCUCUCUCCCCAAGUUUCCACGAGUUCAUACGCAGGAGAAAUUAGCCCAAAAUAAAAUAAAAUAAAAUAAAGGGAAAGAGAGGGAAAAUAGGCUCUCGUUCUUGGCAUCUCUCGCUGUACUAUGGAUUUUCGGCUGGAAUCCAAGAAGAAGAUCUCAGCUAAGAGUAGGGGAGAAUGUUUGGUUUCUCUUUAGGUGGGAGUCAAAAUCAUCAGCAAAGGCAGCAGCAAGGAGAUCAAGAAGGGAUCCCUCCCGAGAAUCUAUUCCUCUACGGCGGGGCCGGCGGCAGAAGUGAGGAAAUUCCGUACGCGCGAGGCUUCGGGCUUUGGCAGCAGCAGCACCAGAUCCAGAGACAGCACCAGAUCCACUCCUCCUCGUCAGCUGGAGAGACGCUGCUGUCUUUCUCCGAUGGGCCUGGCCGGAGCGCCGGGGCCAUGAGGAGCGGCGCGGGAGGGGGAAUCAGCUGCCAGGACUGCGGGAACCAGGCCAAGAAGGACUGCGCCCAUCUCCGGUGCCGGACCUGCUGCAAGAGCCGCGGCUUCCACUGCCCCACCCACGUCAAAAGCACCUGGGUCCCCGCCGCCAAGCGCCGCGAGCGCCAGCAGCAGCUCGCCGCCGCCGCCGCCCUACAGCACCACCACCACCACCAAUACCGUGGUGGUGGUUCGGAGGGAAGCGGCGGCGGCGGAGAGACUUCUAAACGGCCCAGAGAAACCACCCGCCUGCCCACGGCCAUCACAGCCACCACUUCAGGAGGGGUUCUGGAGGCAGCGAGUUUCCCGCCGGAGGUGAGCUCGCAGGCGGUGUUCCGCUGCGUGCGGGUGAGCCCGGUGGACGAAGCCGAGGACGAGUAUGCGUACCAGACGGCGGUGAGCAUCGGAGGACGUGUGUUCAAGGGCAUUCUCUACGACCAAGGGCCCGAAGCCGAGUACAUGUCUUCCACUCAUUACCAUACUCAUCAUGGUGACGCCUCCCCUUCGCCUCCUGCUCCUGCUGCUAUUUCUACUGCCGCUGCUAUCGCAGGUAGUGCAGUUGCUGCUGCGAAUACUAUUGCUUCUGAUGCCGCUGCUGCUUUGCUCGAUCCUUACCCGACUCCCCUCAGUGCCUUCAUGGCCGGCACCCAAUUCUUUCCCCAACAUCCCAGACCCUAAAACUAGAUGAUGAUGAGAUGGAUUAACCAAAACUACCACACCUUCUCUUGCUCUACGUUUUGGUUUCUCCGUCGUUUUCCUUUACUAUUUUCGCAGCUUGGUCUUUGGUGAAUGUAAUCUUUUGA
Messenger RNA from Elaeis guineensis (African oil palm), 1632 nucleotides. Its product is annotated as protein SHORT INTERNODES 1. The record is from RefSeq and is a predicted model, not a curated record. NCBI's taxonomy places the organism in Eukaryota, Viridiplantae, Streptophyta, Magnoliopsida, Arecales, Arecaceae. Gene Ontology annotation, molecular function: DNA binding; DNA-binding transcription factor activity. Gene Ontology annotation, cellular component: nucleus. Gene Ontology annotation, biological process: positive regulation of DNA-templated transcription.